Molecule: messenger RNA, 444 nt
Organism: Cyphomyrmex costatus
Lineage: Eukaryota; Metazoa; Arthropoda; Insecta; Hymenoptera; Formicidae
Exons: 1
Coding region: 1-444 (147 amino acids)
Source: RefSeq, a predicted model, not a curated record
AUGAAAGAUUUAACGCCAAAAGAAAUCAAAGCCGAGUUCGAUAAUGUUCAUAGCACAUCUGCAUCAGCGUUUGCGACUGUAUACAAUUGGGUGAAUGAAUUUAAACUUGGUCGUAUAUCCACAUGUUAUGCAUCUCGUUCGGAACGUCCAAUUGAGGCUGCUACGCCAGAAAUCAUCGAUAAAGUCCACGAUAUUGUUUUAACUGAUCGACGAGGAAAAGUGUGCGAGCUUGUUGUUGAGGCCAUAGGUAUAUCACAUGGAACAGUGAUUUCAAUUUUGCACGAACAGUUGAAUAUGAAAAAGCUAUCGGUAAAAUGGGUGUCGCGUUUGCUCACUGUGGACCAUAAAUGCGACCGUGUGACAAUUUUAAAGCAAUGUUUGAAGAUGUUUCAACAUUAUUCAGAUGAAUUUUUGCUUCGACUAAUUACUGUGGACGAAACAUGA